UGAACCGGAAACAGCAGUUUAAUAUUCUAAUCUACAGUAUUCAGAUCCUCUUAUUGUUUUUGAACCAAUUUGUACACCAACGACAUGUCUUUCUGUCGUUUUUUUGGUGCUGAGACCUACAAGGAUCAUUUCAAACCAGGUAUGUAUGUGUGCUCGAACUGCAACCAUCCACUGUUCUCAAGUCGGUCCAAGUUCCCCCACUCGUCUCCGUGGCCCGCUUUCACCGAGACCAUCAGUGAGGACAGUGUGACCAAACUGAUGGAGACCCUGACAGCUUUCAAGGUUCUGUGUAGCAAGUGCGGCAACGGACUGGGCCACGAGUUUGUUAACGAAGGUCCGGAAGAGGGGAUGUCCCGAUUUUGAAUUUUCAGCCACACGCUCAAGUUUGUCCCAAGCAAAGGUGAGGAUAAGCAAUAAAGAGCAAGUUUUCUGAGUGCUUUACGUCUCCACCUGGAUGAGCGAGUGAUGCAGUCGGGAGAAAGCCCAAAAUAGGACAUCCGGUCUGCUGAAGUAUCUCAGACCACCUGGUGAUACAUGGCAUGGACAGUAUACGUACACAUAAUUCAUUAUAAUACAGCUUUAAUACUGAAAUACCUCAUAUCUAUCCAUCCAUCCAUCAAUUUUCUUCACCUCUUAUCCUCACG
Molecule: messenger RNA, 644 nt
Organism: Syngnathoides biaculeatus (alligator pipefish)
Lineage: Eukaryota; Metazoa; Chordata; Actinopteri; Syngnathiformes; Syngnathidae
Gene: msrb1b
Product: methionine sulfoxide reductase B1b
Exons: 4
Molecular function (GO): peptide-methionine (R)-S-oxide reductase activity
Source: RefSeq, a predicted model, not a curated record